AUGGCCCAAAUCAACAAUUCACCGAUUACCCAGGUGUCCCAGACCCCAGUCCAGACCAACCUCCAACCCCAGCUUCUCACUCGCCUGUUGCUCGACCUCCGUGGCAGAAGAUUCGAUGUCGACCGUGAUACGAUUAUGAACUUGCCAGAGUCGGUCCUCCUCUGUCUCUUCCCCAACGGGCUGGUCUUGAGCAGACAGAGUGUGGCACUGUCGGAUGGCGGAGGCGACGAGGACGAGGAGGAAAUCUAUGGCGUUGACUUCGACCCCGACUGCUUCCAAUUCGUGCUCGACUUCUUCCGCAACGCGUCCGAGACGUUCUACGGCAACGCCAAAUCCCCCGGCCUGCUGAGCGCUCAACAACACCUCCUAGACUCUUCCGCAGAUUUUGGACCAACGAGCUCGCAGAACCCCCUCCUCUCGAAGCAGGCUAUCAUUGUCCUCCGAGAGGAAUUGGAGUACUUCUCUAUUCCUCCUAAUGACGGGAAACCGUUGACUGACCAGAACGGCAUCGCCAACGAGUUUUUGUUGGACAUCAAGAGACGGUCGGGGGAUUAUCUUAUUGACAGGAAGAAUAUCUUCACGGCACUACAAAGGAAUGUGAAUAAGGAGAACAACGUUGCCGAGCAACAUCUUAUUGACAUGUUGUGUAUGAGUGGCUUCAACCGGGACGACGAAUGGGGCUACCGUGCACUCGAACCCUCCAGGUGCUGCAUAUCCUCCAUAGCCCUCGUUCUCUUGAAAACCGGAAUCCAACAUUUCCCCAACGGCGAGAAGCCCGCUGAGAUCGACUACCAGCAAAUGGCCACCGCCCAAAAGCUGCUACUAUUCUGGCGGAAACCUGCUAGAAAGUGCUGGUGGGACGGGAUGGAUGUAGAGUUGCCGGCGGCUGGUGACAAACCCGCUAUCACUGCCAAGCUAUGGGCAAGACGUGUGUGGACUUUGGAGCUUAGUUUGGUCUAACCAACUUGACUUCGAACGCGUCUACGUCAUCCCGCGUAACCCCUGUCCCCUAUUUCAUGCCUACCUAUCUGCGCGUUCGUGUUCGCCCGACUCCUCCCGAGUGCGCCUACCACUCACAGACCAAACUAUAUCCAACUGUACACCAAACCUUGUCAACGACGAUAGGAGACCUAGGUCUAUACCUUGCCAGAUACCCCAACCACCAACUAGGCAAAGGCUACUGACUACUUUUGUUCAAGGCUUUCCCUUUCGCUGAUAUCCUUCUUUCACGCUCACGCUGUCGUUGUCGCCGUUGCUGUUGUGUUC
Messenger RNA from Coprinopsis cinerea okayama7#130, 1266 nucleotides. RefSeq names its product phosphatase activator. The record is from RefSeq and is a predicted model, not a curated record. Lineage: Eukaryota; Fungi; Basidiomycota; Agaricomycetes; Agaricales; Psathyrellaceae. The coding region runs from base 1 to 960 and encodes 319 amino acids. The transcript is spliced from 5 exons.